Lachancea sp. 'fantastica' is the source of this 3273-nucleotide messenger RNA. NCBI's taxonomy places the organism in Eukaryota, Fungi, Ascomycota, Saccharomycetes, Saccharomycetales, Saccharomycetaceae. The record is from the annotation of a GenBank genome assembly.
AUGGAGAAGGGCAAGUCGUCGCAGAAAGAAGGCUUGAUGCAAAUCCCAGAAGCCAUGGAUCCCGGAAUAACACUGCCCUUGUAUGAAGAAGAACUCAACGCAAAUGAUCCUAACCAGCCUCAGAAACUGGGAUCAUACCGAGUAAGAGCGGGCAAAUUCUCCAACACGCUAAGCAAUUUGCUGCCCAGUAUCAGUGCGAAACUACAUCAUUCGCGUAAAGCUUCCGGAACGCAAAAGCACUCGUCAGACCAGGCUGUGAGUGGAUCAUCCAGCAACAACACCUCCCGGUCUCAAGUUAGCCUUUCCGGCCAGAUUACACCUCCGGAAGCUUCGCAGCCGCUGGUGGAAGAUCCCUUCUUCGGUUCGACAGUGCUUCCCCGCAAUUCCGGCGAGUCGUUUUCGUUUACCACGGGUGGUCAAAAUUUGAACGCCACAAACUCAACCAACGUGUCCCGAACCAGAAAUAACACCGUAUCAUCGCAGAUCACCUCACUCUCGGGCAUGCCGCCAACUACGGGUAGUUUAUGGUCGACAAACACUUCGCCAAACGAAGCACAGGUGAUUUCAGGCAAUCCCAACGCACCUUUUGCGUCAGCCAGUCCGCUCAACGAUUAUUCUUCCGGUGCCUACUUCGACGUGACCAAGACCGGCGCAUCUGGUGCUUCUCAUCACAAUACAAACAAUCUGACGGUCCCAGGGAUGGUUCCAGGUAUCAUUCCAAACACGGCAAAUGGUACCGCUAAUAACAUCUGGAACACCCGUCAAAGAUCCCAUUCAAAUGCUUCUAGUAUUUACACAGAUGCUCCAGUCUACGAUAAUAAAGCUGUCAACCGUUCUAGGGCCUCCACUUUUGGACUAGGUUUGGAGCCCGCCCCUUUGCCGGGGCAUAGCGCCGCAAAUACAAGACAACUCACACCACCUUCGCCCUCUGUGGCGGAUGAAAUUGAUCCGAGAUCCAUUAACUGGGUGACAACUGACCCUUCAGUUCCAGCGAUAAAUCAAAUUUCAACACUUCUUCCAACAAAUACCGUGUCCAUAUCAAACGUCUAUUCCUUGCAACAGCAACAGCCACAAGUAGCCGAUGCUGUCAAUUUGACUAGUAUGAGCCUGGCGACGCUGUGCAUGAAGUUUGGCAUCGUUCUGUCUGCAAGAACUUUGAAAAGGAUAAAUAUGGCACUCGUUGAGUUCGACACGGUAGAAUCCGCAAUGCGCGCAAAGGAUGCGUUGCAUGGAAAGGAGGUAUCUCUUGUAGGUGCCCCAAGUUCUGUUUCGUUCGCCAAGGUCUUACCUAUGCAUCAGCAAGCCAUGUCUUCUUCGCAGUCCUUGGCAAGCAAUUCUACAACUAUGAAUGGCCCCCAAUCUUUGCUUCAAGAGCAGCUAUACAGUGGCGCCCUGAGCUUCCAGCAACAAGGCAAUAUCUCAAUUCCUGUCUUGAGCGGACCAGCGCCUCAACAGCAAGUCCAGCCUGGGGUAUCGCAGCAUCACGUUCAGUCACAAUCACAACAGCAGCCGAAUUCGAAUGCAAACUCAAACCACCAUGGCUCAGCAUCUCAUGGUAGCUCCGAGAAGGAACACUGUCCUUUUCCGCUACCACCUCCAAACUUUUCAAAGCACAUUCAGGUCAUUGAAGAUAUUAUCAACUCAUUUGGCGCAAGCCAUGAUUCAGCUCAGACGAGACAUAUUAUAAACAACGCGCUGCUGUGCAAUGGUACCACCGACACAGCGGAUUUCGGUCCAUUACCAGAUCCUUUACCUAACAGAGAGUUCGAUGCUCCAAAGCUUCGUGAGAUCCGUAAAGCAAUCGAUUCAAAUCUUAUGAGCGAACUCGAAGUGGAACAGUUGGCCAUAGCAAUGCUGGAUGAAUUACCAGAGCUGUGUUCUGAUUACUUGGGUAAUACAAUUGUGCAAAAACUAUUUGAUUAUUCCUCGUCUGUCAUCAAGGACAUUAUGCUAAGACGAACAAAUACAUUUUUGACAUCGAUGGGUGUUCACAAGAAUGGUACUUGGGCAUGUCAAAAAAUCAUUACUAAAGCUGAUACUCCAAGACAAAAAAUGCUUGUUGCCAAGGGCGUCGAAAAGUACUGCACUCCACUUUUUAAUGACCAGUUCGGGAACUACGUGACUCAAUGCGUUCUCAAAUUCGGGUUUCCUUGGAAUAAUUUUAUUUUCGAGCAUAUUGUAUCCAAUUUCUGGACGAUCGCCCAGAACAGGUACGGCGCGCGAGCGGUGAGGGCUUGUCUAGAGGCUCAUGACUUAAUCACGAGGGAGCAGCUUCUAGUACUUAGCGGCAUGAUCGUCUUGUACACAGAGUAUUUGGCCACUAAUAGCAAUGGUGCUUUACUUGUCACCUGGUUUUUGGAUACAUGCACCCUUCCUCACAGACAUUCAAUUCUUGCCCCACGCCUUGUCGCGAACAUGGCAGAGAUGUGCUGCCACAAAUUGGCAUCUCUUACCGUUCUCAAAGUCUUGAACUUCAGGGGCGACGAGAGAGCGAAACGACUCAUUCUUGAUACCAUCUUUGGAAAGAAGGAGAGUUCCCAUCCCUCACCACUGCUGUUUCAAAUACUUUGCGACACGAAUUAUGGGCCAACCUUCCUGUAUAAAGUUCUAUCGAUGUCUCUUCUCGAGGGAGACGUUAGAGUGCAUGUCGUGCAACAAGUGCGUCGCGCACUUUUGGAUAUCAAUCCAACUCAACAGCACCGUCGGUUGAUGGAAGAAGUGGGUCUUGGUGGAACUGCUGUGGCAUCAAACAUAACGCCAGUUGUGUCCAGCUCCUCUAAGCAUCGUCCUAGCAUCACUCAAGUUUUCAACAGCGACGGCGUAAAUCACGUGCGUAACCUUUCGGUGGGAAGCAAUCUGAGCAAUGGGUCUCGUCCACGGGCGCUGUCCAAUACAGGCUUAGCCCCCAUUCCUGCCGGUGCUGCAGUCUCUUCGAUGCAAUCAGCCAACCCUGGUUCCAUGAAUCUAGGCUCCAAGCAAAAUUUGGCCACAUCUGGAGGGGCCCCCGCGGGCUACUACAAUUACGCUGGCGGAGCUUACCCCAGUUCAGGUGUUGAGAGCAGGGGAGUGUACGGGGAUGACAUAUCGUCGCAUUUUGAUAUGUUGAGUCUACAAAAUGGCACCCAGAUCUCUCUUCCACAAAUCAGCAUGAACAACAGCAAUGCGACCAACAAAUCCGGCAAUAACAGCAACAGCAACAACAGCAACAGCGGAAACUACCUACAUCCUUCCAAUAGCAAUGCGGGGUCACUUUAUGGAACCUACGGAUACUGA